Molecule: messenger RNA, 1969 nt
Organism: Strongylocentrotus purpuratus (purple sea urchin)
Lineage: Eukaryota; Metazoa; Echinodermata; Echinoidea; Camarodonta; Strongylocentrotidae
Gene: bcs1l
Product: mitochondrial chaperone BCS1
Exons: 8
Coding region: 115-1371 (418 amino acids)
Biological process (GO): protein insertion into mitochondrial inner membrane from matrix; mitochondrial respiratory chain complex III assembly
Cellular component (GO): mitochondrial inner membrane
Molecular function (GO): ATP hydrolysis activity; ATP binding
Source: RefSeq, a predicted model, not a curated record
UCAUGAUAUUCUGCGAUUGCAGUGCAUGUGAGACUCGAGAGCUGAAAUUGCGGUAGGCCUAAGGUUUCUUUUUUGGAGGGAUGAUCUCACACUGACUGAUAUAAAGAUACAACCAUGGGUCUUGGCGACUUUAUAGCGAUGUUGAAAGAAAACCCCUACUUUGGGGCGGGUUUUGGACUUGUCGGGGUCGGAGCUCUCCUGACCAUCUCGAAGAAGGGUCUUCAGUACGGGAGCAUUGCGGCACGGCGCCAUCUGUUGAUGACCCUGGAGGUCCCAAGCAAGGAUAAGAGCUACCAUUGGUUGUUACAGUGGAUCACAACGACCGCACGGCAUACGCAGCAUCUCAGCGUGGAGACGACAUUCACACAGAGCGAGAGCGGAAAGAUUGAUACCCAGUUUGACUUUGUCCCCAGCCCCGGCAACCAUUAUUUGAGAUAUAAAAACACCUGGAUCUUUGUUGAGAGGAACAGAGAGAAGCAGAUGGUUGACCUCCAUACUGGUACUCCCUGGGAGACGGUCACUCUGACAGCGAUCGGACGAAACAAGGAACUUUUCUAUGAGAUACUCAAUCAAGCUCGAGAGAUGGCGCUGCAGAAGCAGGAGGGUAAGACCAUCAUGUACACAGCCAUGGGCGCAGAGUGGAGGCAGUUCGGUUACCCUAGGAAGCGGAGACCCAUCGAUUCGGUUAUCCUGGACCGAGGAAUCACGGAUACGAUCAUCAAGGACGUCAAGGAGUUCAUCAACUAUCCACAGUGGUACUUUGAUAGAGGUAUUCCAUACAGGAGAGGGUAUCUUCUAUAUGGACCACCUGGGUGUGGAAAGAGUAGCUUUAUAAUGGCCUUAGCAGGAGAGUUGCAAUACAGUAUAUGCAUGAUGAACCUUAGCGAGCGUAGCCUGUCCGACGACCGUCUCAAUCACCUCAUGAACGUCGCCCCUCAGCAGAGUAUCAUUCUCUUGGAGGACAUUGAUGCUGCCUUCGUUAGUCGGGAGAAGGAAGAGGAUCCUCGUUACCAAGGCAUGAGCAGGGUCACACUGAGUGGUCUUCUCAACACGUUGGAUGGUGUCGCAUCGACAGAAGCUAGAAUAGUAUUCAUGACGACCAACUAUAUUGACAGAUUGGAUCCAGCUCUGAUUCGCCCAGGCCGUGUGGACUACAAGCAGCUCAUAGGCCACGCCAGCAAGCACCAGCUAGUCCAAAUGUACCAUCGCUUCUACCCCGAGCUAGGACCAGAAGCGGCAGAAAACUUUGCCAACAAGGCACUGUCCUUCAACAAACCAAUCAGUGUUGCCGCCGUACAGGGCUUCUUUAUGUUGUAUAAGAACGAUGGACUUUCUGUUAUAGAGAAUAUUGAAGCACUCUGGCAAAGGUGAUGAAGGCUUUGUCUUGGUUUAUCUUCUAGAAAAUUAUAUUACUAGCUUUGGUAACACCCUGAACCACUGAAGAUGCUGUCUUUCAAGAAACGGAUCACUGUUGCAACAGUUCAGGGCUUCUUUAUCAAUGAUGGACUUGCUGUCAUAGAGGAUAUGGAAGCACUCUGGCAAAGGUGAUGAACGCUUUGUCUCGGUUUAUCUUUUAGAAAUUAUAUUGCCAGAAACCAAUGUUUUAGUAACGUCCUGAACCACUGAAGAUGCCGUCUUUCGAGAAACAGAUCGCUGUUGCAACAGUUCAGGGCUUCUUUAUAGUGUAUAAGAAUGAUGGACUUGCAAUUAUAGACAAUAUUGAAACUUUGGCAAUAGUGGUGAAGGCUUAAACCCUGAAGGACCUACUUUGCCAGAAACCGUCCUUCAGUGACUCCAUGAACUACACAAGGUGCUAACGGUCAAGGAACUGAUCAGUGUUGACACAGUGCAGGGUUUCUUCAUGUUUUUCAAGAACGAUGGAUAAUGAUGGUUACUUGAACAGUAAUGAUAAUAAUAAUAAUAUUAUUGGAUUCUUAUAGCCCACGUAUCGACCUUGCAAGGUCCUCAA